Schizosaccharomyces octosporus yFS286 is the source of this 3061-nucleotide messenger RNA. Its product is annotated as kinesin-like protein Klp5. The record is from RefSeq and is a predicted model, not a curated record. NCBI's taxonomy places the organism in Eukaryota, Fungi, Ascomycota, Schizosaccharomycetes, Schizosaccharomycetales, Schizosaccharomycetaceae. Gene Ontology annotation, molecular function: microtubule binding; ATP binding; microtubule motor activity. The transcript is spliced from 2 exons. Gene Ontology annotation, biological process: microtubule-based movement. The coding region runs from base 205 to 2868 and encodes 887 amino acids.
GCAUUGAAAUCGUCAGCAAAUGUUUACCAAGUAAACAACAAAAUUGAAACGCCAGGAGGAAACCCAUUUAGGACACUCAUUUCCACUAUCUUCUUUUCCUUGAUUUUAUUCAAUUUUGGAGUUUAAUUCCUAUAGUUUGUAAAUCUGGAUUCUACGGGAUUAUACAUUCUAGUUGGAUGAUCGCUUGUGCGGCGACGAGCUUCGAUGUCCAGACAAUCGUCCAUCUCAGUCGCAGUCCGAGUCCGCCCUUUUAGUAGCGUCGAAUCUGCCAACUUACUAGCAUCGUCAGAUGGGCAGUCUUUAGCGAGUUCACUUUCUUUGAGAACUCCAGGAACAUAUCGAGGGAUUCGAAGAGUAGUCAAAGUGUUAGAUGACCGUGUACUAGUGUUUGACCCUCCAGAUGAUGCUUCCUCUAUACACACCGGCAGAAGACGAAUGUCCGCUCCACAGCGUAACAUAUCUCGACUUUCUGGAAGAAAGGGAACCUUCACAGGAUUUGGUCGUGAUCUCCGAUACGCUUUUGACAGGGUAUUCGAUGAAACUGCUCCACAACAAAGCGUAUAUGAACAAACUGCACGCCCUCUCUUGGACAAUAUCCUAGAUGGGUUCAAUUCUACGGUUUUUGCAUACGGAGCUACAGGUUGUGGUAAAACUCACACGAUUACUGGAACAAAUGAGGAUCCUGGUAUUGUGUAUUUAACCCUAAAGGAACUAUUUGAACGAAUGGAUGAUUUAAAAGAUGAAAAGGUUUUUAAUAUUCACGUUUCUUAUUUGGAAAUCUAUAAUGAAACGAUUCGAGACUUGUUGACUGAGCAACCGUUUAGUCAAUCCAAACCUCUAACGCUGCGCGAGGAUGCCGAUCGUCGGAUUACUGUUCCAGGAUUAACAUCAUUAUCUCCUACUACUCUAGAAGAGGUAAUGGAAAUUGUUUCUCGUGGCAAUGAAAACCGAACCAUGUCACCUACAGCAGCAAACGUUGCUUCUUCACGAUCUCAUGCUGUCUUACAGGUUUCUGUUGUACAGAAACCGCGUACUGCGGAUAUUAAUGAAGACCACGCUUUGGCUACCCUGUCCAUUAUUGACCUUGCUGGUUCAGAACGUGCAAAUGCUACCAAAAGUCGAGGUGGCCGCUUAUUAGAAGGUGCUAAUAUCAACAGGUCUCUACUGGCGUUAGGGAAUUGUAUAAAUGCUUUGUGUGAUCCACACCGGAGAGCGCACAUUCCUUACCGUGAUUCUAAAUUAACGAGACUACUAAAGUUUAGCCUUGGUGGUAACUGUAAAACCGUCAUGAUUGUAUGCAUAUCUCCUUCAUCAUUCCAUUAUGAAGAGACUCACAAUACGUUGAAAUAUGCUAAUCGGGCAAAAAACAUCAAAACUGAAGUUUUAAGGAAUAUGAUUAGUGUGGAUAGACACGUAAGUCAAUACGUGAAAGCGAUUGUAGAUCUUCGCCAACAAAUUUCUGAACUCGAGGACCGGCUAGGUAACCCAAGCUCAUCCGCCUCAAUAACAGCAGCCGCAAAGAAUCAAGCAGCUGUGCAAGCUAAAGCUUGUGAAUCAAAAUUAAUGGAGGCUAAGGAUUUACUGCGAGCCACCUUUUUGGAAACACUACCUUUACAAAAAGACACAAUCAAAAAAGUAGAGAGCGUCAAGCAUUAUGAUGAUUCCAUUAACAUUUUGAAAUAUUGGAUAUCUUCCUGUGAACGGAUCAUUGACAACCCAUCCAACGAAAGACUAUCCUUAGCAAAGUCGAAGUUAGAAUCGCUGUUGAUACAGAGAUCAUCUAUCAUUGCUGAAGUUAACCCUGAAAUAGUCUAUGACGCUUUCCAAAAAUGUGUUGAUCCUGUCGUAAGUUAUUUUAAAGAAAAUAAUGCUGUGAUGUAUGCGGAUAUUUUACAGGAUGAGAUCGACUUACUAAAGUCCAUCAUCGAAAAUCAAAUUUUGGAUGCGCAAAGCAAAGUUGAUGACUAUACUCCAGUUCUACAAAAGCUAAUGGAAAUUUCCUUUAUGUCACUUACCCAAUUCAAGCGUGAAAAUCAAGCAGCAUUAACCAGUCUACUUAAGAAUUGGCUGUCAGAUUUUGGUUCAAAGGAUAAACAUAGCAUUUAUCAACUUUAUCAUAUGGAAGGCUACGAUGAACUUAGACAACGCUCUCCAAAGACAACAAUCCCUUCUCAUCCACCUUCUCCAUCCAAACAAUCGAAAAUAUCAAAUUCGCCUAGAAGGUUUGCCGUUAGGUCACCUAAAAAACCCGUUGUUAUACCUAGAAGAUCUCCCAAGAAACGUGUUCGGUUUGAUGAUUCUAUGUCCACUUCUGACUCAAGCGUUUCAGCUUAUAACUCUCCUGAACCAAUGCAUUCCAAAGAUAAUCCUUGGGCUCUUGAGAACACUCAUCCACCUCCUUCUUUCCCUUUGACCCUAUCUAGUAAAGGCAACAACAAUACGUUGGAUCUUGCCGAGGCUUUAGACUCCCCCCAGUCCUCACUUCUGGAAGAUAAACCAGAAGAUGAAGACGAUAAAGCAGUGGAAUUGGAAUCAUUACCUAAGAGAUAUGAACCCUUAUCGACAUCAAACGUGGAUGUGGAAAUGGCGAAUGUAUUUGGAGCCGAGUCUUCAAAUGAAGAAGUUUCUCUGCCUCACUUGGACACGAUAGAUCUGGAUGGAAGUCCUAAUUCUUCGAUGUCCAAACGCAGCUUCGAUCAACGAGAGGAAGCUCCACAGGCAAAUGCUUCUCAAACUCCGGAUACUUUGAAUCAAGAUAGUCUUAACCCCCCAAGAAACCUUAGUUCUUUGUCGUCCUUGCGUCUCUCCAACCCAUCCAAUAUUCGAAGGUCGUUUCUAGUUACCAGGGAUACACAAAAAGACAAGUGAAUGGUUAAUUUACGAGAAUACUACACUAUAUAAAAAGAAUACGAUAGCAUUAAGGAAAUACUGCAUUUAUAAUUUAAGGAUGAGGAAAUGAAAUAACUUAUUUUCAUGGAACAGCAUGCAAUUAAAUAAACCAGUAUAAAUGAAUUAUCUACUUCUUAUUAACCCGCCCAUAUAUCAUCACGCAUAUAUUAAA